This is a messenger RNA of Striga hermonthica, 329 nucleotides long. Lineage: Eukaryota; Viridiplantae; Streptophyta; Magnoliopsida; Lamiales; Orobanchaceae. The record is from the annotation of a GenBank genome assembly.
UUCCUCAGGAUACAUGUCAGUAUUUAUCGGCUAUUUUGGCAACUCAUCAAGAGAUUUGUGUGCCUUAGUAAUCAGUCAGAAUAUUAUCACGUGUUCAAUAAUUUUGAACUUUCUCAAUGUUCAGAUGUCGCGCCGUAGGGAACCCGAUCACCCGACUCCUACUCAGGCCACAGUAGUCGCACAGUUCCGCGACUAUCAUACUGAGAAAUUCUCCGGGCAGGGAGAUCCCCGUAUCGUGGACGAGUGGAUUCAGGGCCUGGAGUUUAUCUUCGAGGUCAUGGAUUGCCUAGAUAGAUAUCGCGUAUUCUGCGCUCAGCUUCAGCUAACCA